AGCAUUCGCGAUAAGGGCGCAAAACAUGGCACAACACAGAUUAGGAAGGAGACGCACAUGGAACCGGGGAGGGAGAUAAUCCCGUUAUCUCGCCGGACGUGCGAUGCCAGGGUGCAGACGUCCUCAGAGACCGAGAUGAGCUGAACGCGAACUAACGCUGCGGGUCGAGACCGACGCAAUGUAGCGGAUUGAUGAGCGCGGCGAGCUAGUCGGCUAACCGGGGGUCUCAGGCCGUUUUAGCCGAGUGACACAGCGUACUCGAUGUAAGAUGAACACUGAGGACAAGUUGGACGGGAUGCUGCUGAAGUGCAGCAGCGGAGGAAUCGACGCGGGGGGCAGGAUCUGCCUGGGCGCCGGAGGACUGGUGGUGAUGACCCUCGGGGAGCGAUCGCUGGCGAACCAGCCCCUGCUCGCCGAGGACGACGACGACGACGAAGACGACGAGGACUUGACCGGGAGCUCGCUGGUCACUCACGACCUGGUCCCUCCGCAGCAGCUGAUGAUGCAGGAGGAAGUGACGAAGAACGGGGCAGACGGAUUAGAAGAGGAAGGAGGAGGCGGCGACGUUGGAGUGCAUUUCCCCCUAAAACUCACCAAUAAGUUUCCCUACUCGCUUCAUAUGCCCCUGAGCAUCAAGCAGGAGCUGAAGCUGUCUGACCCCGCGGCCCAUCUGAAGAAGGACAAAAAGGCAAUUAAGGACCUGGCCGUGUACCCCAAGAAAAAGAAGAGGAAGCAGCGCUCGCCCGCAAAGAUCCUCGGCAUGAAUGACGACGGCUCUGUGGCCGUACCCAACCCAAAGUGUCACGUCUGUGUCCACUGCAAUGCUGCGUUCAGAACGAACUACCACCUGCAGAGACAUGUCUUCAUUCACACGGGCGAGAAGCCCUUUCAGUGCAGCCAGUGUGACAUGCGCUUCAUUCAGAAGUAUCUCCUGCAGAGACACGAGAAGAUCCACACCGGUGAGAAGCCUUUUCGCUGCGAUGAGUGCGGGAUGAGGUUUAUCCAGAAGUAUCACAUGGAGAGACAUAAGAGAACUCACAGUGGAGAGAAGCCCUACCAGUGUGACUACUGUCACCAGUACUUCUCCAGAACGGACCGGGUUUUGAAGCACAGGCGAAUGUGUCACGAAAACAGAGAGAGGAAGGCGAACAAGGCCGCUGGCAAAGCGGGGCCUUUGUGCGACGCCGAUUCCUCGGGCUCUCCCUUCCUUCCCAAAGAGUGCUGCCUGCCCAAGAAGAAGCGGCAGAAGUGCGCGGAGAAGAGCGCCGGCUCCUGCGGCGCCGUCCUGACGGAGGCGUUCGCCGCGGACGACGGCGAAGAGAAGGAGGGCCAGAGCCGGGACAAGAUGGAAACGCCGUGCUUGUUCGCCGUGUCGUCCAAGGUGAAACACGAGUACGUGAUCCCCGACUACUCGGUGGAGCUUCCCGAGGAGACGGCCAGCCAGCACGAAGAAGACGGAGACGCGUCGUCGGAGGACGCGACGCCGCCAAAGAUCGUCCUGAAGAAAGUCGCCAAGAGGAGCCUUAAAGAGCCCAGCGAGCAAACGCCGCCCUGCCUGUCUUCCUCCCUGUCCUCCUACGAGGAGCCCGACAAGGUCGCCCAGUACACCUUCGAGAUCGUGGACAAGCAGGGCCUUCUGGACGCGGCGGCCAACGCCGACCUGGAAGCGGUCGAGACCCUUCAGGGGGCGGCGGCCAAACCGGCCGCCAGCAGCACGAACUACGACGACGCCAUGCAGUUCCUGAAAAAGAAGCGCUACCUCCACGCCGCGAUGGCCAACAGCGGCCGGGACUACGGCGUCGCCCCGCAGCCGUCCGUCGCGCCGACCGCGGUGUCGACGGCGAUCGACGAGACCGUGCCCGCCACCAUCCUGGAGCCCCAGCCCAUCGGCGGCGAGAUCAAGGCGACGCACGAGAAAAGCGUGCUGCCCGACGAGGUGCUCCAGACGCUGCUGGAGCACUACUCCAACAAGUCCAACGGGCAGUCCGACAUCUCCUUCACCGUGGCCGACGCCGAGGUGACGUCGAGCAUAUCCAUAAACUCCUCCGACGUCUCGGACGGCAGCCCCGUGGAGAGCGUCGGCUCCUCGGGCGCCCAGGCCCCGCCGCCGGCGGAGAAGGUCAGCCUCCUGCAGGAGUACUCUAAGUUCCUCCAGCAGGCUCUGGAGCGGACCAGCCAGAACGACAGCUACCUGACCAGCCAGAGCCUCAGCCUGGUGUCCGAAAACGCCACGCUCGCCGGACAGCCGCUGUUCUCCAACGAGAAACAGUUCUCCUCCCCCAGCAGGUUCAAAUCAGGGAUGAGCUCUCCGCUGAGGUCCGCUCUGGAGAAGCCUCACUUCGGGCUGCUGGUGGGAGACUCCCAGCACUCGUUUUCCUUCUCGGGCGACGAGACCACGCCGCCCUCGGCCGUGUCGCCGGCCGACGAGGACUUCCUGGGGCAGGUGUCGCCCUCCAAGAAGGCCGACUCGGCGCCGGGCAUGCUGCAGACUUUCCAGAUCGGCCCCUUCGAUCAGAACUUCAAGUCUCAUUUCCAGGCGGCGAGAUCGGCGCCGUCCUCGCAGUUCGUCGCCGUCGCCGCCGCCAACGGACAGGCGGGCGUCCGGGGCCACGGCGCCGACUUCUCAGAGUUCCCUUUAGUCCGAGUCACUGAGGCCAGGGUUCAGUUGAACUCGUCCCCCGACGUUUCAACCAGCGAGUCGUUCGGCUGAAGGGAAGCGCGGGGGAGAGGAGGACUCAUCUGUUCGUUUUAGCAGCACUUUAUUUCAUUCGUCUUUUUUUUUUUUCUUCUUUUUGCCAAAACUAUUCACAACGCAAUCAUGUUUUCUUUUCUUUUUUGUUUAAAGUGGUUUGAAAAAUCUUCCUUUCUGUUUGGGUUCUACUCGAGCCCCUCAUGACGUAUGAACAGUAACUCAUGAGCUCGUACUGUGUAAAGCAUUUCUAUCCGAAUCGAAGCAGUUUUCUGGAAUGUACACUAGGAGGUUAAGUGACCAAAGUGUAAUUAUUCUCCUGUUUUUUUGUUUUUUUUCGCCGCCAGAGAGUUUACGUUUAACGUGGGUGUCGGUUUGCCUUGCUCGAACAAUAAUCAACUCUUGCUGCUUAAUGCAAUAUUGCCACUUUUUUAUGCAUCAGUCAGCCAGUUAAGUUAUGACUUUCAGAAAAGUAGAUCUUUAAGCUCCAUUGAUUGUUGUUUUGUUUUUUUUGUUUUUUCGGUGCUUUGCUGGAUGUCUGGGGGGGUUAAGAGGCUAAGCGGACGUCUUGUGCCGUUUGGGUGUUAAGUGACAUACAGGAGCAUCUCAGUACUUUGAAAUUGCACUGAAAAGUUCACUGGUGUCAAUGAUUAUGGCUCAUUAAACCGCGUAAAUUUACUGGAUUAUUACGUAUAACUGGUUUAAAAAAAGGAUUUUUAAUGAAGGAAUUUCAGCCUUUUUUGAAAGUACGGUACAUGCACCCGACACUUGCUCACUACACUUUUUGGCCCCCCGCUCUACACCAAUCAGCCAAUUAUAUUUUACCUGAAGCAGUUCUAUGAUAUAAUAUUAAUAAAAUAAUAAAUAUGGUCACAACAGUGGCAUUUGUAGCAUUCGUGUCCUGGAUAUUUCAGCGUGUUAACCCCCACCCCGAGUCUUGGACAGGCUUUUCUUUACCAUCUUUCCAAAGCCUCAUUGUAAACCUUUUUUUGUUUUUUUAAUCACAUUUUUUCCUUCCACUCAACUUUCCGUUAGUAUGGUUGGUUUACUCUUCUUGUGGAGGAUGUCAGGUCAGCAGUCUUCCCCAGAGUUUACAACAUGGCCACGACAUCUCUGUAUUAAAAAUCCUUUGCAUUGGUCUUGCAUGAGAUUCUGAUUAUAACCCAUAAUCACCUAAAUUAAAAGAAAUGAAAGCAUUAAAUACAUUCAUAAAGAGCUUCUCUUUUGGAGCUGAUUAAUUAAAAUUAACUUUUUUUUUUUUGGUCAUUUUCUAAUUUACUGAGAUGCACCUGUAUUUUACUGUAAGGAUUUAUGGUUUCUCUCUCGUUUUAGCUGUCGGGGGUUCAUAAUAUCACGGCUGAUGGUUUGUACGCCUCUUUCUUUGCCUACCUCCCCUUGAUGCUUAUGUAAAAACAAAAAAAUCAUUUAUUCUACGCUAGCUCUUAAAAUACUCUUUAUGUUGAAGUCACUUUAUUCUCACCAAGCAUGGAUGGAUGUGUGUAACUAACGAC
Messenger RNA from Fundulus heteroclitus (mummichog), 4200 nucleotides. RefSeq names its product zinc finger protein 148 (gene znf148). Gene Ontology annotation, molecular function: RNA polymerase II cis-regulatory region sequence-specific DNA binding; DNA-binding transcription factor activity, RNA polymerase II-specific. Lineage: Eukaryota; Metazoa; Chordata; Actinopteri; Cyprinodontiformes; Fundulidae. Gene Ontology annotation, biological process: regulation of transcription by RNA polymerase II. The record is from RefSeq and is a predicted model, not a curated record. The transcript is spliced from 8 exons. Bases 269 to 2710 code for a protein of 813 amino acids.